Molecule: messenger RNA, 1464 nt
Organism: Impatiens glandulifera
Lineage: Eukaryota; Viridiplantae; Streptophyta; Magnoliopsida; Ericales; Balsaminaceae
Product: U-box domain-containing protein 8-like
Exons: 1
Coding region: 85-1245 (386 amino acids)
Biological process (GO): protein ubiquitination
Cellular component (GO): nucleus; cytoplasm
Molecular function (GO): protein binding; ubiquitin-protein transferase activity
Source: RefSeq, a predicted model, not a curated record
ACCUAACACCUCAAAAUCCAAGUCUUUAUCUUUCUCUCUCUAAAAAAAAACAAAAAACAGAGUAUAGAGAGAGAGAGAAGAACGAUGGCGACACAGCUGCCGGACGAUUUCAAAUGUCCGAUUUCUCUUGAGAUAAUGUCCGACCCUGUAAUCCUCUCAUCUGGUCAUACCUAUGAUCGCUCCUCCAUCCAACGUUGGCUUGACGCCGGUCACCGGACUUGCCCUAUUACCAAAUUACCCCUCUCAGACCCUCCUUCCCUCAUCCCAAACCAUGCUCUCAGGAGCCUAAUUUACAAUCAUACCCCUCUAUCUCCUCUCCACACCACGCCGUCUUCGUCUUCGUCUUCCUCGUCGUCGUCUCAUCCUAAUCCACAAACGAUGGUCUCCUCACUCACAUCUCAAUCUUCUUCUCUCGAGUACAAACUCAAAUCCCUCGAUCAACUCACCCGUCUCUCCAAACGCGACUUAUCACUUCGCCGAAGGUUGACCGAGUCAGGGGCUGUUUCCUCCGUUCUAAUCUGUGUAGGUUCGGAUAACCCUCUUCUUCAAGAAAAGGCCUUAACUUUACUGCUGAAUUUGAGUCUUGAUGAUGAUAACAAGGUGGGUUUGGUAGCGGAGGGAGCAAUAGGUCGCGUUGUAUCCGUCCUAUGCGACGGAGGUGGCUCUCCGGAUAGCAGAGCCGUAGCCGCUACGGUGUUGACGAGCUUAGCUGUUGUGGAGGUAAAUAAGGCGACAAUUGGAACAUACCCUUGUGCAAUUCAAGCUCUGACUUUGCUCUUGAGAGAUGGGAAUGGUCGAGAAAGGAAAGAAGCUACAACGGCUCUAUAUACUCUGUGUUCGUUUCCGGAUAACAGGAGACGAGCGGUUGAAAAGGGGGCGGUUCCGAUUUUGAUCGGUAUAGCUGAAUCAGGGAUAGAAAGAGCGAUUGAAGUAUUGGGUUUGUUGGCUAAGUGUAAGGAAGGGAGGGAAGAGAUGAUAAAUGUUUAUUACAAUGAAUGCUUUGGUGUGAUUGUGAAAGUGAUGAGAAACGGUAGUAGUAAUAAUAAUAGUAGCUCGAGAGGGAUCCAAUACGCCCUUCUGACGUUGAGUUCCCUGUGCAGUUACAGUAAAGAUGUGUGCUUGGAGGUUGUAAGAGAAGGGGUGUUUGAAAUAAUUGUUGGAUUUCUUGAAGAUGAUAAUGAUAAGGUUAGAAGAAACGCAGCAAGUUUGAUUCAAAUUCUUAGAGGAAAGCUUUCAAUUGGAUGAAUGAUCAUUGAUAUUGAUGGUGAUGAAAAAAGACAGUUGGUUCCUUUUACUUAAAAUGAUGUAUAUAUGAUCUCUGUUUGUGUGUUAUGAGAGUGGAUAAGGUUUGUUUUGGAUUCAUCGUACCAAAAAUGCUGUUGGUUUUGGCAUAUGUGGUCCGCCUCUUUCCAAUGUCUCUCAUUUCAUGUGAAGUAGAUAAAUAAAAAUGCAGUUGUUGUUUUG